Molecule: messenger RNA, 807 nt
Organism: Lytechinus variegatus (green sea urchin)
Lineage: Eukaryota; Metazoa; Echinodermata; Echinoidea; Temnopleuroida; Toxopneustidae
Product: meiosis inhibitor protein 1-like
Exons: 7
Coding region: 1-807 (268 amino acids)
Biological process (GO): meiosis I
Source: RefSeq, a predicted model, not a curated record
AUGUGUGUUUUGGUUCUAUUGUGUUGCCAGUUGAAAUCAGAUGACCUUGUCUACCUUCUCAUUCAAGAAAUUAUUGCAAAGAUUGAAUCAGGAUGUGGAUAUCAGCAGAGUCUUCCAUACCUGUCUCUGAUUGGUCAGUUACUGCAAACCAUUCCUGCCUUGGCACCAACUCUAGCUCAACAUGGAGACAGUCUGCUGGACUAUCUGGUCUCCGGCCUUGCCUCCCCAUCAGAAGAUGUCAAAACGAGCAUCGUCUUCCUCCUGGCACGACUCCUGGGCCCGCUGCAUGAGAAUGACAUUUAUCCCCAGCUCAGCGUACAAAUCACUCAUGCCAUACUCGCCAUACUAUCAUCAGCUAAGUCACUAGAGCUACAGACGAAUGGCAUAGGGUUGCUGAGGAGACUCUUAGAGAUCAAGGAACUAACCCUUCUCUUGAUGAGGCCAGACACCCAACCUAGUUUUUCUUCUGUAAUGAAGAAGAUCCUCCUGAACAGGAAUGAGGUGCUUCAGAUCAGUUGUGUUCAAUGCAUAUCACAGGUGGUAGUACAGGAUUCUCUCGAAAUAGGGUACAGUGGCCCCUCCCACACCCAGGCACUUCUCCAGGAGGACAUGGCUGAAUUCCUCUUUGAAGCACUUUCAACCACCAAUGAUCUUAUGCUUGGCUCUAUCUUCUGUUGUCUUCUGCUACUGUCCAAGCACGAGACUUUCUUCACCAAGUGCCACACUGUCUAUGGGAUAGAGGCCAUUGUGAGAACAUUGCAGAACUGCCAGAAGAUAAGCUGUACUGAUACACUCACACAAGGGUAA